AGUUCUUACAAAAAAGUAGUUCCCUAGAUAGACUUUCUGACUUUAAGAUUUCUUUCUUUCCUCAAAUUCUUUUCGGAGAGAUCUUGUAUUUUGGUUUAAACUUUAAAGUAAAAACUUUUCUUAAAACCCACGAUUGUACAGGCCAUAAAAAUAAUUACUUAAUUACUGUACGAGCUGGAAAGUCGUAUAAAAAGCGUGUUUUUUUCAAGAGUGGAUUAGUCUUAAGCUAGCCGUCAUGGCCUUAAGAUGGGUAUUGGGACUACCGUGCGCUAUCCUGGUGAUCGUUGUCCUCGCCCAGGAAUCUAGUGCCUCAUGCUGUUACGGGAUGCGCAUCAAGUUCAAGACGAAUGGCUUCUGUGUUACGGUCGAUUCGGUGAAGCACGAAUAUUAUUCCCAUUGCGAGAGCGUCAUAUGCGCCGACGGUAAGACGAUCAAGAGCGGUCACUUCUGCGGCCAUGGCAAGUGCAACGUCGUCGGGUGCAACUGCGAGGGUGGCUGCCGCAGCGGACAUUGGAAGAAGACCUUCACGGAACGCUUCAAAAACAAGGAGAUCUGGUUUUCAUAGGUCUAUACAACAUGACUAUAUGUUCCGUAAGAUGUGCUUCGCAAAUCAAUUGUAAAUUAUUAUAAAAUAUGAU
Molecule: messenger RNA, 638 nt
Organism: Drosophila bipectinata
Lineage: Eukaryota; Metazoa; Arthropoda; Insecta; Diptera; Drosophilidae
Source: RefSeq, a predicted model, not a curated record